UAUAUUAUGGUGAGGCGUUCAUCAUCAAUUAAGAUUCAACCCCCAACUUAUGGAAAUCUUAUUACAAUUCUGAGCAUUGAUGGAGGUGGUAUUAGAGGAAUUAUUCCUGGAAUUAUUCUUGAGUUUCUUGAAUCUCAACUUCAGGAGAUUGAUGGGGAAGAUGCAAGACUUGCAGAUUACUUUGAUGUAAUUGCAGGAACAAGCACAGGAGGUCUAUUAACAGCCAUGUUAACUGCUCCAGAUGAAACUAAUCGUCUACUAUUUGCAGCUAAAGAUGUUAAACCGUUUUAUCUUGAAAAUUCCCCUAAAAUUUUUCCUCAAAAGCGCGGCUUAUUUGGCUGGGUUGGACGACUAUUGACAUUUUUAUUUGGACCCAAGUACGGCGGAGAAUACCUUCACAAAAUUAUAAGGGAGUUACUAGGAAAGACUCGAUUGCAUGAUACCUUGACUAAUGUAGUAAUUCCAACCUUUGAUAUCAAAAAUAUGCAUCCAAGAGUUUUCUCCACAUAUCAGGCUAUAGAGACACCGUCAUUGGAUGCUGGACUAUCAGAUAUAUGCAUUGGCACAUCUGCAGCUCCAACUUAUCUUCCUGCGUAUUAUUUCAAGAACCAGUAUAAACAAAGUGAUGUUCGGGAAUUCAACCUCAUAGACGGUGGUGUUGCUGCCAAUAAUCCGGCAUUAGUAGCCAUGAGCGAAAUUACCAAACAAAUUUUUGAUGGACAUCCAGACUUCUUCCCAAUUAAGCCUACUGAUUAUGGAAGAUUUUUAGUAAUCUCAGUAGGCACUGGCACGUCGAAGGUAGAAAAUAAAUAUAAUGCUAAAAAGGCAGCCAAAUGGGGUCUUUUAGGAUGGUUGCUGAAUGGAGGUUCCAAUCCAAUAUUGGAUGUUUUCACUCAAGCCAGUGCUGACAUGGUGGAUUUACAUAUUUCGGCAGUUUUUCAAGCACUCCAUUCUGAAGAAAAUUACCUUAGAAUUCAAGACGACACUUUGACGGGAAUAACUUCCUCCGUCGAUGGAGCAACGAAGGAGAACUUGAACAAACUAGUCGAAGUUGGGCAAAGCUUAUUGAAGAAAGCAGUUUCGAGGGUUAAUUUGUAUUCAGGUCUAUUCGAGCCAAUCAAAAAGGGUGGAACAAAUGAGGAUGCUUUGAAAAAGUUCGCGAAAUUACUUUCAGAAGAAAGAAGGCUUCGGGAAUUUAAAUCACCUUUCAAGAAGAAAUGCUCUAAAUAGCUGAAUUAUUUUAUCAUCCUUUAGGCAUUUAUUAAUAAUUACUUAGUUCAAAUAAAAUUAGUUCCAUCUUCAAUGUAUGUAUUUUG
Olea europaea var. sylvestris is the source of this 1316-nucleotide messenger RNA. RefSeq names its product patatin-like protein 2. The record is from RefSeq and is a predicted model, not a curated record. Bases 7 to 1230 code for a protein of 407 amino acids. Gene Ontology annotation, molecular function: glycerophospholipase activity; monoacylglycerol lipase activity. The transcript has 7 exons. Gene Ontology annotation, biological process: lipid metabolic process. Lineage: Eukaryota; Viridiplantae; Streptophyta; Magnoliopsida; Lamiales; Oleaceae.